UUUGAUAGCAAUUUCAAAAAUUGUGACGAUGCGUAUCAUUUAAAAUGUAUUUCACCUGUGAGUUUUUAUUCACUGUUGAAAUAAGUCUGUGAAGCUAUCGUCUUAAACAGUUGUACUAGGGCCUUGUAGCGAGACCAGCACCACUCACGCGAGGCUUCAGCAGUUACAUCAGGGCUAAUUGUUUCAGAUCCACCUGUGUUAGAAGUGAAUAUUUGAACAUUAUCGUUUUGCUUAAAAAUUAAAGCCGGAAUAAUGACAAGUGGUGAAGAAAGACUAGAUGUUGAGGACUGUGGACCAGAUUCAGACUCGGAGAAAACUAUGUUGGACAAUGAAAGUGUAGAAGACAGAUUAUCGCCUAGAAUACCACCGGCGUCGCCAGGGUCAUCGGACUAUGAUGAUAGACUGCCCCUACCGAUGGAUUUAAAAAAACGGUCAAGUGUGGACAGCACCUCCGCGUUAACUAAUAAAGCUAAAUCCUCAUUUCUCAUUACAGACAUUUUGUCAAGGAGAAGUGAACAGAAAUAUUCCAAAGACUAUAACAAGCCACAUGUUUGUCUAGAUGUUAUGGGGCAUCAGUGUCAGACUUGUAUAAUAGAACCGUCCAGAAAACGUAGAGACAGUUUCCGAGAUACGGAUUCCCCAUCACACGAAGAUUCCGCAGAUGAACAAGAUGAAGAAUCCUCAGACAAGAAUCAGUGCUCCUCAGACGGCUCAUCAUUAUGCUCAAAACACAAGAAGCCCAGAAAGGCUAGAACCGCGUUCACAGACCAUCAGCUAAACUGUCUAGAGAAAAGCUUCGAAAGACAUAAAUAUCUCAGUGUACAGGACAGAAUGGAAUUGGCAUCUAAACUCAACCUGACGGAUACCCAGGUGAAAACCUGGUACCAGAACAGAAGAACAAAGUGGAAAAGACAGACAUCGGUUGGUUUGGAACUUCUAGCAGAGGCCGGAAAUUACAACGCUUUCCAAAGACUCAUGCACUCCAGCAAUUACUGGUCCCCCUAUCACCAGCAGGCCGCGCGAAUGAUAUCGACACUGGAUUCCUAUUAUUACCGGUCCGGAAGUUCCGCAGCACUAUCUUCUCAGCGUCCAAUGAUGCCUCGGAUGUACAUUCCUGGAAUGAGUUCUUUGCCGUCAUGACCUAAACGUGAUAUCCAUUCGCGUUAAUGACAAGACAGACAGUAUUCAUUUAUUCUAACAAUUGCAACAGGUACAUUGUCCUUGGUUUCAGGCAAUCUUAAUCCUUUUAUUGUAUUUUGGAUAUUAAUUCAUUGUUAUAACUGUGUUCUUGGACAUUCUUGUUUAAACGUAUGGUAUGCAGUGGUAAAGUUCAGAGGUCAUUUGUCCGUAUUAGUCUGUUGUAAUAAUCGACAGACAUAUCCCGUUUCACAGACAGGAAAUUUCUGAAUCAAAUGUUAAUCAAAUUUGAUUUAUUCAAAAUUAUCAGUUUUGUUGUUUUGCUAUUUCUUUUACGAAUAGAUACAAUUAUUUGAAUAUAAGUGCUGGAAGAAAAGAUAUGAUUUCCUGGUCAAAUAUGAAAUAUUCGAAAUUACACCGUCCAGUGUGACAACCGGUGUUAGACCUGCAAAUCCAGCCACCGUAUUGUAAUGCUACACACUAGGUAUUUCUGAUGGUAACAUUUGGAAAUAGGGAUCAAUAAAAAACACUUUCAAAGCACAAAAUUGUGCUGAAAGAACAUUUUUAUUUAGUUCAGGGGCACUAUGUCCGAGAUAAAAACAACAACUAGGGUAGGCUCAACCAAGUUUAGACGAUGUAAAAGAUAGCACAGGGUAUUGUAUAUUUAUUCGAAUUGAUAAUGAUAAAAUGCGCAACUAUAUAUAAUCUGAACUUUUUAUUUUAUAGCUUUUGAUACUUCAAUACACUCCAACUGUUACUUGCAACAUUUUCAAAUUUUGCAAUGCAAGUCAUUAUACAAUAUUUGUAUAUAAUUGAUAUCAAUGUAUCUUCUGAAGCGAGGAAACCUACAAGUCGUAUAUCUUAUUUCAGCAAAAUAUUUACUUUAAAAUUAAAUGCAACUGCGAUUUGACAUUUGAUCUACCAUUAAUAUUGCAUUGAAAUUAAUAUGAAAUAUUAUUAUUUCAUUAAGAGGAUAAUCCUUUCAUGAUAUAAAUGCAUGUAUGUAAUGUAUAUCUGGCAUUGUUUCAGGUUUUUGUCUUGAAUAUGCAUGCAAAAUAAUCAAUAUACCCUAUUCAGCAAUAAAUGGGAUUAUUUAUACAUUUUUGUAUUAUUGCUCAAAUACGGUAAAAUGAAUGGGAGUUAGUACUGGGUACCUGGAACCUUUUAGAGUGUUUUUAUCAUUGUCUACGCGGUCUUUUAUUUAGUGACUGUGAACUGCAUACAAUGUUGUUACAACAAUUUGUAAA
Molecule: messenger RNA, 2384 nt
Organism: Mizuhopecten yessoensis (Yesso scallop)
Lineage: Eukaryota; Metazoa; Mollusca; Bivalvia; Pectinida; Pectinidae
Product: barH-like 1 homeobox protein
Exons: 3
Coding region: 253-1140 (295 amino acids)
Biological process (GO): regulation of DNA-templated transcription
Molecular function (GO): DNA binding; DNA-binding transcription factor activity, RNA polymerase II-specific
Source: RefSeq, a predicted model, not a curated record